Ctenopharyngodon idella (grass carp) is the source of this 16375-nucleotide messenger RNA. Its product is annotated as potassium/sodium hyperpolarization-activated cyclic nucleotide-gated channel 2-like. NCBI's taxonomy places the organism in Eukaryota, Metazoa, Chordata, Actinopteri, Cypriniformes, Xenocyprididae. The coding region runs from base 1943 to 5197 and encodes 1084 amino acids. Gene Ontology annotation, biological process: transmembrane transport; potassium ion transport. Gene Ontology annotation, molecular function: voltage-gated potassium channel activity. Gene Ontology annotation, cellular component: membrane. The record is from RefSeq and is a predicted model, not a curated record. The transcript has 9 exons.
CCUCUCUGGAUCCUUAAGCAGGCGUCUGUCUGUCUGUCGUUCUUUCUAUCAUUCUAUCUAUCUAUCUAUCUAUCUAUCUAUAUAUCAUUCUAUCUAUCUGUCUGUCUGUCGUUCUAUCUAUCUAUCUAUCAUUCUGUCUGUCUGUCUUUAUCUGUCCAUCUAUCUAUCUAUCUAUCUCUCGUUCUCUCGUUCUGUCUGUCUGUCCGUCAUUCUAUCUAUCUAUCUAUCUAUCUAUCUAUCUCUCGUUCUCUCGUUCUGUCUGUCUGUCCGUCGUUCUAUCUAUCGUUCUAUCUAUCAUUCUGUCUGUCUGUCGUUCUAUCUAUCGUUCUGUCUGUUUGUCUGUCUGUCGUUCUAUCGUUCUAUCUGUCUGUCUUGUCUAUCUAUCUAUCGUUCUGUCUGUCCAUCUAUCUAGUCUGUCUGUCUUGUCUAUCUAUAUCUGUCGUUCUAUCUAUCGUUCUAUCUAUCCAUCUGUCUGUCCGUCGUUCUAUCUAUCUGUCUAUCUUGUCUGUCUAUCUAUCUAUCGAUCGUUCUGUCUGUCCAUCUGUCUGUCCGUCGUUCUAUCUAUCUGUCGUUCUGUCUCUCUUGUCGUUCUUUCUGUCUGUCAUUAUCCAUCCGUCCAUCCAUCCGUCCAUCCAUCCAUCCAUCCAUCCAUCCAUCACUCAAAGGUUUCAGGUUUGCUGUCUUUUGUAAUAGUUUUUUGCUGCAUCCUUCAACAACAACCAAGCACUGAAUCUUCACAGAUUCAUAAAAUAGUUUUCAUUGCUGAACUGUGUUGCUCAAACUGUUCAGAGCAUUUGAAAUGAUCAUCACAGGCUUUGACAGUUGUAAACUUGCUGCAGUUUAUUUUAAACUCUGUCAUGCUUCAUGAAGAGCACUGAGCUUCAGUCACACAUCAAACAAACUCACGAUAUUCCUGCAACAAAACUCUUCUUGAUUGUGCAUUGUAGUCACAUGAUGUCUAGAUUUACAGUAUGUACCAAAUAAAUAUUUAGUAUUAUUUAUAUAAUGUUGUAGUAUUUAGUAAUGUUUUGAAUUAGCUUUUAUUUUAUUUUCAUUUUAGUUUUUGUGCUUUUAUUUUUCUCAGCCUAGACUUGAAUUUUUUUAUUUCAGUUUUAGUAAAUUUAGUACUUGUUUUGAGUUAGUUGCUAAGGCAUAAUUUCUGGUUUUAGGUUUCAAGAUUAUUUGUUCAUCUAAUAUUUAUAUUUUUGUUUUAUUUCAGUUAACACAAAUGCUCUUAGUAGUUUUAGCUAACAAUAACAACUCUGAUCUUCAGUUCUCUCCUGACGUUCUGAUUUUCUUUCACAGUUCAGUGUGUGAUACAGUUCUCCCACAGUCAUGAAAAACCCAGAAAUAUCAGCAAAACCAGUUUGGAAAAGUCAGUGAAUGUGUUUUUUCUUGUUAAGCUCAGCUAAAUGGGUGGAAAUUGCAGUUUCUUGUGUGAUUUUUAAAAAUUCUUCUCCACAAAUAACUGGAGAUCAUUGGUGAUCUCCAACCUUGUUGAUCUCCUGAGUUUGGGAAGCUUCCAAGAUCAAUCCACAGAUCUUCUCCUUUCUUGGAACUUUGCCUUUUAUGCAAAUGAAGCCUCAAAGCAUCAUCCUUAAAUGUGUCAUACCAGGAAGUGAGUGCCGGCAUUCAGUUCUGCAGAGAGAGUGAGAGAGAUACAGAGACUGAUCCGGAGCUGCUCAGGUCAACCAGCAGACUGUGUGGUAGGGAGAAUGGCGACCUCACUGACCUCCAGAGGUCAAACGCUUCAUCGCUGAAAGAACGCGUCCCCCCUCUCUCUGCUGAGCUGAUACAACCUUUCAAUGUCAUUGCUCGGGGCUGCUGUUCUCAAGGUACGCUUCAGUCUCUGCACUGCUGCCGAGCAUUGGCUGGCUUUGGUUACACGUCAGCGCCAGGGAUAACAAGAUAAUUACAGGCCAAAUCUGAUCCGGUGAAUGACAUGGACCGGAAUGAGCUCUCGCCCGGUUCGGAUGUUGCCGCGAUGAAGAAAGCGGCCCAUAAGAGCGCGCCCGCGUACCACUGCGCCGGGAACAGCACCGCCAAGAGUUGCCUGGAGUCCAACUCUGAUGCCGCCGGGUCGAACCCGAAACCCAAUCACGUCGCCAUAGAAGAGACGGACGACGGGGAGGAGGAAUCCAAGUUUCAGCAUCCGCGGCUGAGGAGAGCAGGAGGAGGGAGCAGCGCCCAGAUUAAGAGCUACGCACCGGGAGGGGGAGGAGGAGGAGGAGCAGGCGCGUCCAGGAGGAGCUCCACUUCCACUGAUGCGCGCCCGACUGAUGCUGCUGCUACUGCUGCUCCUGCGGGUCGCCACGACACCGUUAAGGGCGGAGGAGGAAGAGGCAAAGCGUCUACCGUAGUGGCCACCGUGACGGUAGAGGCUUGUAAUGCUGCCGAAGGUGACGGCAAUCCCACAGCACCGCUUUCCAGCAUGAAAUGCAACAAGAACGGGGAGUGCAGGCGGGACUCCGGCACCGGGAGCCUCCGGUCCAUCAUGUCCAAGACGGACGGGUGUAAGCGGACAGCCUGCAAUUCAACGACCAGCGUGGAUGGAACCAGCACGCAGGGGCAAGACGCCUCGAACCCCGGGGUCCCGGAGAAGAAGGAUUCCAAAGUGUCCUUUUCCAACACCCCCAGCAGGAAAGCCUCGUCCUCCAUCCACGGCGCACAGCAGCCCCGGAACUCGGUGACGUUCCUCAAAUCCGAGGAUGGAGCUCAGGAGGACAGCGAGACCCGGGGCAGCCAGGCGAGCUUCAUGCAGCGGCAGUUCAGCAGCAUGCUGCAGCCCGGGGUCAAUAAAUUCUCCUUGCGCAUGUACGGGAGCCAGAAGGCGGUGGAGAAGGAGCAGGAGCGCGUGAAAUCGGCGGGCAACUGGAUCAUUCACCCCUACAGCGACUUCAGGUUCUACUGGGAUUUCACCAUGCUUCUCUUCAUGGUGGGCAACCUGAUCAUUAUUCCUGUCGGCAUCACCUUCUUCAAAGAAGAGACCACCACCCCGUGGAUCAUCUUCAACGUGAUCUCCGACACCUUCUUCCUGAUGGACCUGGUGCUGAACUUCCGCACGGGCAUCAUUAUUGAGGACAAUUCUGACAUCAUCCUGGACCCCAAGACCAUCAAGAAGAAGUACCUGAAGACCUGGUUUGUGGUGGACUUUGUCUCUUCCAUUCCGGUGGAUUAUAUCUUCCUGAUCGUGGAGAAGGGCAUAGACUCGGAGGUGUACAAGACGGCGCGAGCACUGAGGAUUGUGCGUUUCACUAAAAUCCUGAGCUUGCUGAGGCUGCUGCGUCUCUCUCGGCUUAUCCGCUACAUUCACCAGUGGGAAGAGAUCUUCCACAUGACGUAUGACCUGGCGAGCGCGGUGAUGCGGAUUAUUAACCUGAUAGCGAUGAUGCUGUUGCUGUGUCACUGGGACGGCUGCCUGCAGUUUCUGGUGCCCAUGCUGCAAGACUUCCCAUCCGACUGCUGGGUCUCCCUCAACAAGAUGGUGAAUGACACGUGGAGUGAGCUGUACUCGUUUGCUGUGUUUAAAGCAAUGAGUCACAUGUUGUGUAUUGGUUACGGUCGUCAAGCUCCGGAAAGUCUCUCUGAUAUCUGGCUGACGAUGCUCAGCAUGAUUGUUGGUGCCACCUGCUAUGCUGUCUUCAUCGGACAUGCAACGGCCCUCAUCCAAUCACUGGACUCCUCACGACGCCAGUACCAGGAAAAGUACAAACAAGUGGAGCAGUACAUGUCCUUCCACAAACUUCCGGCAGAUUUCCGACAGAAAAUCCAUGAUUACUAUGAGCACCGUUACCAAGGCAAGAUGUUUGAUGAAGAAAGCAUCCUAGAGGAACUGAACGAGCCGCUCAGAGAGGAAAUCGUGAACUUCAACUGCCGUAAGCUGGUGGCCUCUAUGCCCCUGUUCGCCAACGCCGAACCCAACUUUGUGACAGCCAUGCUGACGAAGCUCCGUUUCGAGGUCUUCCAACCAGCCGAUUAUAUCAUCCGUGAGGGAACCAUCGGCAAGAAGAUGUACUUCAUUCAGCACGGCGUCGUGAACGUGAUUACUAAAGGAACUGUUGGGUUGAAACUUUCUGACGGCUCCUACUUCGGAGAGAUCUGUCUGCUGACGCGGGGUCGUCGUACAGCGAGCGUACGAGCGGAGACCUACUGUCGCCUGUAUUCUCUCUCCGUGGACAAUUUUAAUGAGGUAUUGGAGGAGUAUCCCAUGAUGAGAAGGGCCUUUGAAACCGUGGCCAUCGACCGACUGGACCGCUUGGGAAAAAAGAAUUCCAUCCUAAUGAACAAAGUGCAGCAUGACUUAAACUCCGGAACCUUAAACAACCGCGAGAACGAGAUGAUCCAAGAGAUCGUGAAGUACGACCGAGAGAUGGUGAAGCUGAUCGAUCUACAGCGUCCACGUGCCAUGUCCAUGACGCCCUCCAUCCCUGGCGGGAUGUUUGCUCCGCCUGGCCAAUCGCAGGGCACCUCUGCCAUCGCUACUCUACAGCAAGCAGUAGCGAUGAGCUUCUGUCCGCAGUUCGGUGGCCCUAUGGUCGGUCCAAGUACCAUGCAGUCACCAAGGAUGGUCCGACGGUUCCAGGUGGUGCAAAGCCUUGCCAGCCCGGUUUCAGUUUCUCCUCAGCAGUCUCUGCCACCGCUUGGCACGUUCGCCGCUGUCGCUAUGGCCAGUCCGCCAGUGCAAAGUCCGCUAGCAGCGGCAGGUGGACGAACUUUCCAGUACGGGAGUGGCCCGAUGGGUGCGCGCUCUGGAUCUCAAUUGUCGCUCAUCCAACAGCAUGUUCCCAGUCCCACACGGCCCAAGGGAUCCCAACCGUUGCACCAAACGGGCAGCUUGACCCAGGACGACAGAGCCCUGUCGGCUUCGCAACCCUCCCUGCCACAAGAUGGCGCUCCACCCGUUGCGCCCAGCCCGCCACCAUCGACCCACGUUUCCUCGACAUCGAUUGGCCCACCUCAAGCACCCCAUCCUGCCGUCCCGGGGCCUUCCGGUGUCCGGAGCGCAUUGCCUCAGAGAAUGGCACUGCCACACCAGGCGUCCGCAGCCGCGGCUGGGAAUUACCCGUCCACACCGCCCCCUACAGGCACUCCGCCUGGCGUAACGGGACCGGACUCGGCUAUACGCAAGAAAGAUUCCAUAGUCAGCCUACCCGAGACGGACUUCACAGCCAGAUCCCGGCUCUCGUCCAACCUCUGACGAGAACUCUGAUACUGUUUGCAAUACUUUUUGUGAGUCACAGUUCGUUCUUUUUGCUCGAGUACCGCGCUCGUAGGAUGGCUUUUCAUAGGAACCAAAGGGAGGGCAUCAGACAGACUUAAGGUGCGGUCACAUUUACCAUUGCUCGGUGAAAUUUCAAGGGCGAAAUUUACAUUUAUGCAUUUAGCAGAUGCUUUUAUCCAAAGCAAAGAAACAAAAGCAAUUUGUCAAUGUUCGUAAUAUACAAUACCAGGUUUAUUUGACAAGCUAGAGAAGAGGAGAAAUGCAGAGAAGAGAAGUGCAUUGGUUUGAGGUUAUGGGGUGGUUAAGUGAUUGCAGAUGUGUCUUCAGCUGCUUAUUGAAAGAUGAUGGUCUCAUCGGUUCAGGUGUAGGUUGGCAGCUCAUUUCACCGGAGAGGAACAGAGAGGGUGAAGGUUCUGGAAAUACCAAUAGGAAUCCCCAUGCAGAUUUGACUCAUUUUUAAGUUGGCCACUUGAAUUCACCAUACUGACCAACAGAAAUCUGCUUGGUUUGAAAGUGAGUUCUGUGUGAGUUGUGCUUUAUUUUGCCCAUGACAUUUCACUGAAAUAUCACUAAUGUGACCGCACCUUUUCCACUACUAGAUUUAACGUCUAGAUUCACAAGGUCGGAUGCCUCGACUCCACCCGCUAGUGUAGCUAGUGCCGCCCCUGUACAGCUUCUGAUGCCUCUUAAUAUAUUUGUCUUUAUCGUCCCGAGUGAAAGGGAGAAAUCCUGUCGUGUGUUACAUGAUGUUUUCCGUAGAGUUCAUACAAUGCAAUCGGGCGACUAGAAAAUCAGGGACUUGCAAGAGAUGACAAUGAUGCUUUGCGAACGCGUUUUGGAACGUCUCCAUUCUUUCUGUAUAAGCUGUACUUGUAGCAAUCUAAUUAACUGUCUUUCACUUUGUUGUAAAAUAUCAAUGAAAAAAAAGUGUAAUGGACCGCUGGUCGAUCUUAUAUCUUAAUGUAAAUAAGGAGGUUAAAAAGGGAAAAAAAAAACAAAAAACAAGUUAUAAUAGAAAACUCACAAAUUGUAUUUACUCGAAAACCAAAGUUGAGCUUGAACACAAGUUUUGGUUGUGUCUGUGUCAACUGAGAAAAACAAGUCAAAUGGAAACGUCCUCUAUUUAACUGCCUUGAUUCCAAGUUUAGAAGCCAUAUACAUGGUCUGUGUGUGCGUGUGCGUGUGUAUUUGUGCACAUAUGCUUAUUAUUGUGUUUUAUCGAACGGGAGUGUAAUGCUUGCGUUUUUACGUCGUUUCGUGUCGAUAAAGGCAAUACUUCACUGCAUCGGGGUUGCACUGAGAGUUGAGACUUGAAUGCAAUGGGUCUUUUGCAGAACUCGUUUAAAUUAGCAGGCAAACCAAAAUAAUCAUGCUGUUUUCUGUGAUCCAUGUUGAUCUGUACAUGCAAUAUAAUUCUGCAAUAUCCUUGCCCUGCCUUUUAUAUGAAAGCUUCAUAUCGCGGCAUAAGCAAUUUUAUCAGCGUCAUUCAGAGAAUGUUUGAAACCUCAUCUUUUAAGGCACUGGAUAAGGUUGUGCAGCUUUCGCAAUAUGUUAUAAAAUUUGUCUUCGUUUUCUAAAGUCCAGCAGUACAUGUAAUUUGUCACUUUAUGUUUGUAAGGGUUUACGCAGUUGUGAAUUUCAGUGAUGAAAACGGGUUUUAUGGUCUUUGUUUAUUUAUUUAUUUAUUUAUUAUUGCUGGGAAGCACUGCAGUCACAAUAAAAUAAAAAAGUCACAAUUUUGAAAGUCAGUAAAGGUCAGAAAGGUUGGUAAAACUUAAGAAAUCGUAAUACUAAUACAAUAUAAAAUAAUAAAAAAAGAGUAUUAUCUAUAUAAUGUAAUAUCAUUGUAAAAAUAUAAUAUCUUAUAUAUCUAUUCAUUUAUAUUAUACAGUUUAACAGUGGCAUUUUAUAACAUUGCGUGUUCUCCCAUUGUCGCAAAAAUAGAUUCUGAUUUGCACAAAUGACUGAGUAUUUAAAACAUGCUGCAUAUUAAUGGCCUGUAAACAUAAUACAAAGUUCAUGUGUGGGCUCAGUUUGCAGGCCUGUGAGCGCUGGCUGAAUUGUUGAUUUGUUAAUUGAAUAGAUGUAAACUAUUGGGUUGAUUUAUGAACUUGUCUCUUUACAAGAAUGUAGUUCGUUUGUGUUUGUUUCAUUGUCAAUUGCUGCAGAUUUUUCUCACUUGAACUUUGAAAUUGUAAAUAUGACGCUGUAAAUUAUUUUAUGUGCAAACCCGGGCAGUAACCUAGGAAAAAAAUGAUUUUAGAAAAACAAAAAUGAGAUUGGUGCAUAAUGGGUUUUGAAUGUAUGCUGAAUGGCAUUAAUGAUGUGACCUGAAUAUUAACAACUGCCAUGUAAAUAGAUCAGUGAUAAUUCAUGCAAAAUGGAAAUUGUGUGUAUUUGCUGAUUGUUUGUAGCGAUCACGUCCUAGUUACUCUAAUCAGAUACGUCUAGAAUUCUUUUAUUUUUCUAAGUCUUGUUUCUCUGACGGUGGUCCAUAUGUGGAUUAUCGUAACACAAAGCACACUGUGUCCCAUUAUUGCCCUCUAUAGGACAGGUAUCACCACAUUCCCAGGAUGCACUAAAUUAUUUUUGAGAUUGAAAUAGGCAGCUUAAUCAAUUGAAACAAAACCAGCAAACAAAAGUUUAUCUUCAACAAGAUUCCCCGAAACAACAGUGUACUGAUUACUAUCGAUUGACUUUUGCACGCCUGCAUUUACACUGCUAACCAAUUCUGAUUUUAUCUAACUGAUAUGCACAGAUCAGAUCAUGUUGCAUACAUGUUUGUGAAAGAACACAUAUAGAACAGAUCAUAUUUUCUACAUCUGAUUUGGGUCGCUUUCAAAUGUGGUUCUGAAUCUGUGUUUGGUCAUCUGGUCGAAAUCUAAACACUUGUAUCCAAUGGUCUGAAAUCAUCACUUGCUUAGCUAAGGUUAGUGGGUUCAUUGGAAUUACUACAAUGCCUGUUGUGUAUUAAAGGUUUAGUUCACCCAAAAAUUCUGUCAUUAAUUACUCACCCUCAUGUCGUUCCAAACCGUAAGACUUUCAUUCAUCUUUAGAACACAAAUAAAGAGAGAUUUUUCUCCAUCCAUUCAAAAAGUUCAUAAAAGAAAUCCACAUGAAUUGAGCGGUUUAAUCCAAGUCGUCUGAAGAGACCCGAUCGCUUUAUAAGAUGAAUAGAUUUAAUUUAGGCUUUUAGAGUUUUGGGGGUAUAGACUUUCAAUGGAGGGACAGAAAUCUUCAUUUGUGGUCUGAAGAUGAAUGAAAGUCUUACUGGUUUGGAACAACAUAAGGGUGAAAAAUGUAAACAUUUUGGAUCUGUGCAUUAGGCUUUGCAGUGUAAAUGCAGCACAACACAGUGUCUACACUGGAAAUGCAUAUAUAUAUAUAUAUAAAAUAUGGUUUAAAUUAGAUGACCAGAUAACAGAAAUAUCACAAACUGGCUUUGAACACAUAAAUUGACUUUACUUUUAUGCAUUUGUCAGAUGUUUAAGGUAUACAUUUCCUUAGUUCAUGCAUUGUCUGGGAAUUGAACGCAUAACCUUGGUGUUGUAGCAUAAUGCUGUACUGUUUGAGCAACAGGAAAUUAACUCUUUCCCCGCCAGCAUUUUUUUUUUUUUCUCCAAAUUGACAGCCACCGCCAGCAUUUUUGAUCAUUUUCACAAAACUUUCAUGGCCCCCAGAAUAUUUUGUUGUAUGAACAGUGUUGGGGACAGUUACUUUUUAAAGUAAUGCAUUUCAAUAUUGCGUUACUCCCUAAAAAGGUAACUAAUUGCAUUACUUAGUUACUUUUUAUGAAAAGUAAUGCGUUACAUUACUUUUGUGUUACUUUUUCUCACCUGGGCUGGGCUUACUUGUUAGAUCUUUUUUUGUUGUUAUUAAAAAACAAUUUUUUUUGGCAGAUGUUAAGGCCUUUCCACAAAAAGUGAAAUAAAUAAGCCUAAAGAGGAAGGAAAUGCAUACUUGCGCCUGUACAGUAGAGGGCGCAGCUCAAACAAACCUUUCAGCUGUGCUGCCAUUCUGGAUUAAAGAAGAAUAGGAAACAGGAGAAGAAAGUUCAACACUCUUAUUUCUAAAUCUAAUCUAAAGUAAUUUUUGCUUUUUAGUAUUUUUGAAUUAGAUCAUUGAAGCAAAGACAUUGGUUAAUAAAGUGAGAUUAAAGGGGCUCUAUGUAAGUUUUUGACUGUACUAAAGCAUAAAAAUACCAUAAUAUGUUUGCAGAUAUUUAUUAAACAUGCUGAGUUCACAUACUCGUUUCUCUGAAAACCAUUGCUACAGCCAGUUAUUUUACUUUGAAAUUUGCGUUCCGUGUCGGAAUUUCUGUUUUUGUUUCCGUCUGUGCAAGACCGCACGUUGCCAAUAUACCCAAUAGUAUUUCGCCACCCCGGGUUGCCAGUUGGCGGAAAACACAUGCAGCGAAUUGCAGCCAUGGAAGCCAGCGAACAAACUGGGUCAGAGAUCACAGAUUCUAACCGACCUAAAAAGCCUCAGCAUCCAUCUAAAAUCUCUAUGAACGGGAGCAUAUUAAAACGCGAUAUCAACUCAUCAUAAAUCAAUAAAUCAACUAAUUAUCUUACAGUGUGUAAGUCACCUCGCCUUCCAAUGUUGCUCCUGUUGCGUGUCUUCAAACUGGCAACCCGCGAGAGCGUCGAUCCUGAGGAGGAGGGGGCGGGGCGAACAAUAUUUUGAAUUUGAACUGCAGUACCCAUUUCAACCACUAGCUGUCAUUCUUACAUAGAGCCCCUUUAAAUACAUAAAGUAUAUUUGUGUAAUUUAAUCUAGUUAAUUAUAACAGGAUUGCGUAGAAUUCUGAGUUUGCAUUUCACUGUUUUUAUUCAUUUUGAGGAAUACUGAAUGUUUUUGUGCAAGUGAGAUGAGUAAAUGCAUGCUCACAUUUAGUCUAGAACUACAAUAACCAUCAUGUUCACACAGCACCUCUGACCUUUAUUUCUCUCAACAUGAGGACAGAAGAGCUGUUAGUCAAUAAAUCUGAAAGUGAAAGUGAAAGUGAAACGUGAUGGCCAAGUAUGGUAACCCAUACUCGGAAUUUGUCCUCUGCAUUUAACCCAUCCAAGUUCGUGCACACACAUUAGGAGCAGAGUAGUGAGUAAAAGCUGAAAAAGCUACUUGCGUUACUUAUUUGAAUCAGUAACUUAGAUAUUUUGUUGUAAAUUGAAAAAGUAAUGCGUUACUUUACUAGUUAGUAAUCUGAUUACGUAACUCAAGUUACUUGUAUUGAGUUACCCCCAACACUGUGUAAAUAUGAACAUGCAAUAUAUCAAAAGAAAGAGCAGUCUCUGCUUUUGAACAGACAAAAAACAUUUUAUUCAAGCUUCAUGAAUUCUUUUUUUAUCAACACUUGAAUGUGGGUAAGUGUCAUUAAAAAAAAAAGCAACAUUUUGAACAAAAAGCUGAGAAAAAAGUUUUCGUCAAAGAGUUCGUCCACAUGGGAUUCAGAACAAUGAUUUCUUCCAUCAACUCCCCCAAAGCUUCACAGUCCUUUACCUCGUCCUGGGUCGACAUUUCAUGUGGGUCGACGCGAUAACUGCCGUGGGGGGUGCCGGAACGCGAUCACGAUUACUACCUGGGGGAACCCCCACUUGGACCGCGGGGCCACCUCCCGGAGAUUUGCUUAGGGCCCCCAAUAAUGUAAACACUCCCCUGUGAUCGUGUUAUAAGCAAUGCUUCUAUCGCUUGUUUCUGCUUCUUCUUCACUUGUGUUUUGAUCCAGAGAUUCUGUACUCUUUUGGAAAAAGUGUAAUGGCGCCCCCUACCAUAUCACAGUGAAAACAUGGAAUUGCUGAAAAAUUUCAUCAAUGGUGGGGAAAGAGUUAAAUUAAUUAAAAACAUUAUUUCAGACAGAGGGGGGAAAUAAAUGGUCUGUGCAGCAUGCCAGAAAUAGAAAAAGGGGCGUCUGUCAACUGAAGGCAUUGCAAACAGCUCUGUUGAUUAUAAUGGCAGUUUGGUUUUGAAAUUUAGCUACACGGCGCUCUCAUCUGGUGUAGACACGGUGCAAAGGCAUAAUUUCAAUCAGACCUAAAGAGCCCCAAUAAAGCCAACUGAACCUCCACACACAUCUCCUGUAACAUAAGAGUCUGAUGAUAUUAAUCUGAGAAAGGAAGCUAGGAAGUGACAGUCCGUCGACCAAAAGGCUCAAUGAAACUUUAUCACAGGUUUGCAAUGUAAUCUCUCUUAUUUGGUUUCCCAGUAAGCACAUUUAGUGCUGUUUGAUUUCCUGCGAAUAAACCUUUCGGUUCUGCUAGGGCUUUAUGUUCUUUCGCCCAAGGACACAAACUGUGUUUUUAUUUGUUUCAAAUGCAACAUCCACAACCGUUGGUCGAUAAGGAAGGGUAUGGCAGUGAAUGUAUGCGAAUAUCUAGACCGUUUUAUUUACAUAUGUACACACAUUUGCAUAUGUAAUGGUUUUAGCCCUAAUUAAGCUGCUGUCUGAUUGUUUGAAUGGAGAUCGCAGCCAAAUGUGAGUAUUUUAGCGUUGCUCUACAGCAGACUCAUAUAGUACCCGUUCACGCUCACCGCAGGCCUCGUCUGCCACUGCUGUUAAGUCAUCUGUGUGGAAAAUGUGACAGUUUUAUUCUGCUUUUCCAGCGCGGAAAGGCUGGCAGAUGUGAGCGAGGCAAUCUUCCCUGCAAGCGCUUGAAGGACAGGCGGACAGAUUGACUGAACAUUCCUCCAUAUUUCCCGGCAUCAAAUGUAAAUCAGGGUACUUUAUGUUUCUGUUAUGAGAAGUGUUUAUUUUUUCUCUCUCUGUCUGUCUGUUUAUUUUCUGUUUUGACAAUGUGCCCCAAUGCACAAUGUACUGUAAAUACCUAGUGCCUAGUAUAUCUAGUUUCCAAAUAGUCUAUUUUUAGUCGUAUGUGGCUCUACGAAAGACAAAAUGCAAAGUUUAUGUGUCUUUUCUUUUUUAUGAAGGGAAUGUUCACCCAAAAAUUGUUUUAAAGCACCUUCAUGCAGCUCUUUUCUGUACAAAGUUCAUCAUGACCAAGUUUAUCAAACUCCAAAUAAAAAAAAACAAAAACAUAAAAACAACCAAAAAAAUUGAUUUCUUACUCAGUAUUUUGUCUUGUUUUCCAGUAGAAAUAUCUGCACAUUCUUAAAUCAAUGUUAAGUCUUGUUUUUCCAAGAAAAAAGUAUCAAAAUGAAGUAAAAAAGAACGAAUAUCUUCCAAUAGGUUAGAAAAAUAAACUUAAUUCUUACCCCACUGACAGAUAUUUUUUAUUGAUUUAAGCAUAAACUCAAUUCAGACUUUUUAAUUUUGAACAAGAAUUUGCUUCUCAAGUAAACUUAUCUUGAUUUAAGAGUUUUUAGAUAUUUGUAAUGGAGAACAAGACAAAAUAUUACAUAUGAAAAUCAUUUUGUGCAGUAUAUGACGAUUUCAUGUCUUCUAAAGUCAGAUUCCAAUUUAGGCUGUUAUUUAUGAGUGAAUGAACUACUUUUUUGUCUUUUUUGAAGCUUGACAGACAUCGAUCUAUGAACUGCCGCUGUAUGAAUAAGCUGUGUGAAGAUUCUUCAAAAUUUCUCUUUUGUGCUCCAUGGAAAAAAAAAUAACAGUAUACAGAUUUGGAAUGCCAUAAGGGAGACUAAAUAGACAGCAUUUUUAUUUUUGGGUGAAUUAAUCCUUUUAACCUUGCAAUAUAUGUACAGUAGCUGCUAAUUAGUGUUAGUGAAACCAAUAACCCAGCAUAACCUCCUCGUGUGGGGAAACACGACUUGCACAUUUCUGUUUGUCUGGAACCCUGAGCUGCAUGUCUGUGUAUGGGACACUGAGUGAGAAGUUGUUUUGGAUCUACCAAAAGCCAGACUUUACUUUCACACAGUUCUGGUUUGAGGUUCUGGGGCUUUUGCUGUUGCAGAUCAUAGACAUCACAGCAGAUUUAAUGAUGAUGAGACUUUUUAGCACACAGGUUAUUUUUCAGGUUGUCCUAUUAGUGAUUUCGAGCACAAUUGCACAUAUAAACAGCAAAUGCAAUAAGAUGUUAAUAUCGCAACUGUAUCACAAUCCUUCUUGCAUAGUAUUUUUGUCUUGUUUUCUAUUAAAAAUGUCCAAAAAUGCUUAUAUCAAGAUACAAGAUAAGUCUUGUUUUCUGAGAAAAAAAAAAAAAUAAUCAAAAUUCACAGGGAAAACAAAAUUAUUUUUCUUAUCCAAUUGGCAGAUAUUUUUUCUUGUUUGCAACAUAAACUUGCUUAAUUUUGAUUAUUUUUUCAGUAAACAAGACUUAAUAUUUGAGGUCAUUUUGCUUCUUAUGUAUUUGUAUCUUGAUUUAAGAAUGUUUAGAUAUUUGUACAGGAAAACAGGACAAAAACACUGAGUAAGAAAAUCAUUUUGCUGUGUUGGGUUUCUAAUUUAUCAACAUUUUUAUUUUGAGGUAAACAUGAAAUGGCAUCUGCAAUGGAUUUUACUUCUAUAAUGUGACAUCCGAGCGCAACAGGAUAUUGGGAAUUGCUUGGAAUGGUCAAAAGUUCGGUUCACACCAGACAUGGAAAAUGAGUUUGGAGUGGAUUAUAAUGAACUCUCUCGAAAACCGAGACAUAAAGACGGUGAAUGGGAGAACAGCAGCAAAGCCUUGUUUUUGUGUCAUGUGGACCCAGUUCUGUUCAGAGACAUGAUUUUAUAUGUAAAGCCAGACAGUUUUUGUGUGAAUAUUCAUGUGGGAGCUUCCAGCUUUGUCAGUGUUAACAUAUCAUCAAAAAGGGUUUUAAAAAGAACAAACUGACUUUGAUAGUGCAUAUACAUCCGUAGUGCCGUGACUUCUCAAAGCUGUCUCACUCUGUCUUUAGUACCGUGUGUCUCUCUUUCUGUCCGCUGUCGUUUCCCAUACAAGCCAUCCAAUUAAACGUGGUUCAAUGAAACGUCAGAUUAGGCUGGUGUGGACUAAAUGGAUCCGGAUUUGUGUCUAUUUCUGCUGACCCAAACCCAGCGAAAGCUCUGAUGUGGCUAAUGCUGCUGUGUCCUCUGCCUGUUAUUCAAUUCAGCUCCAAAGGCUGUAUGGAAAAUCAAGUGAUAUUUGUUUGUCUCACUUACAAAAAUGUUCCGUGGCGGUACCAAGAUAUCAUAUACUAACGUCAUUCUGUUUUAAAAUAUACAGUAUAUACUAUGGUACUGAUUUAGCAUACCAUGGUAUAUAAUUGGUGCAAGCAGACAUCACAAAUUUGGUUAAAAAAAAUUAAAUUAUGAUUAUUUUAACUAUUGCAAUUAAGAUUUAUAUUUGUUAAAAAGACUCCCAAUUCUAUUUAGUUAGUUAUUUUUUUUAUUUUUAAAUUAUUUUAUGGUACAAUAUGGUAAGGCUGUGACUCAAAUAAAUAUAAGGGACUAAAUAAAUUUUCUUAUUGGGCCAAUAACGAUAACAUUAAAAAUGAACAUAUAUCGGCCGAUAUAUUGUGCAUCCCUAAUAUAUCCCUAAUAUAAGAAAUAAGAAUAUUAUUUAUGUAUAUAUUUAGCAUCCCAUAUAUAUAUAUAUAUAUGCAAUAUAUGGAAUGCACAAAAUAUCAGCCACCAUAUCGGUAUCGGCCGAUAUAUGUUCAUUUUUUAUGUUAUCGUUAUCGGCCAAAUAAGAAAAUUUGGCCGAUAUAUUAAAUCCGAUAAAUGAUGGAUUAUUUCCUUCAGCUGAGACACUUCAGAUGCACACUGUCCACCAUGAUGGUUUUGAAUUGCUUGAAAUAUGAUUGAAAUCACUUCAAAAAAAGAAAAUACAGUUAAGUGCAACAUGUGCAGCGCAAGUCUGUCAUAUAGGCUACAUAACAUUAUAAUGAGAACAUUAUAAUUGUGUGCUUGGGACAUGGCUUUUAAUGGUGACAUUUUUGUCUAAAUAAUCAGGCUCUCAAAAAUUAUAUACAAAUUUGGAUUUAGAAUUAUCGGCCAAUACAUCGGUUAUUGGCUUUCAAAUAUAAAGAAUUAUCGGUUUCGGUUAUCGGUUUCAUCCCUUUUGCACCGAUAUGAAAAUUUUGGCCGAAACCGAUAACCGAUAAUUCUUUAUUUAUAUAUAUAUAUAUAUAUAUAUAAAGGAUAUAUAAGGAUGCAGAAAAUUUAUAAUAUUUAAAAUUAUUUAAUUAUAGCAUGGUAUUAGUAUCACUUUUUGCAUGGUAUAUUUUUUGGGUAAAACUAUGAUUCUGUUCUGUAAGCGAUGAGUCUGGCUUUGCUGCUGUACUCCUGCUGAUAAUGUGCUGUAUUUUUGCGUGAGGAUGUGUGUUCUCUGCAAGAGCCCUGAGCUUUAAUCACUGUUUGCACUGUUUAUGUGUGAUUCCCUCCUCUGAAUGCACUCUCACUCACUCCAUUGUGCAGAUAUUAGUCAGCCGUCCCCUUUGAAGGUCACACGAGGUGCACUGGGCUAGAGCGGUUUUGGUCCAAUUGGCAGCAUGAUGAGUCCCUGGCACCCUCUCCGUCACUCCAUGUGCCAGAAUCAUUCCUGCAGCAGACCCAUCCCUCUUAGUAUUAAACCAUAAUGGUUCCAACUCCAAACGCUGCUUACGUCAUUCAGAGGGCUGCGACAGCUUUGUUCUGAUAACUGCCCAUAGUUCCAGCCUGUUUCACUGUGUUUACUCAACAGGACUGGAGGGAGAAAACAAAAUAGCAGCUCAUGAGACCUCCUGCAGAAGCGCAACAUCAUAAUCUGCUUGUCGUUUAUGACCUGUGGUGGUGUCGUGCCAAAUUCGACCUCUCAUCAAAAUACAGCGCCUGUUGAACCACUAACGGCAGCUGUGUAUCUGAUCAUGUAAAUACAGUCAUUCUUAAUACUUGACAUAUUAUCCCAUUCAGUAAAAAUAUGUUUCUGUCCAAAAUGUAUUUCAAAUAGAUGGCUAAAUACAUGCUAGAGACAGGGAAAGGAAGAGGGAAGGAAAAUAAAUUCAAUGUAUUAUCCAAUGUACUGCAAGGGACAAAAAAAAAAAAAAAAAAAAAGUCCAGUCUUAAAAUACAUUUUAGGUAAAUGCUAAAUGUUUAUAGAGGAGAAGAACACGUUUAAAGCGAUACUAUGAAACUAAUGGGAUUCUGCCAGCUGAUGUCUAUGACUGCAAUAUGCAAAGUCUCCUGCUUAUGAAUAUUACCCCUUUUCAGUAAUCUGAUACAUCAGUGACGAUGUUGUUGAAGCGUUCCUUACAAAUAUUGACUUGUUGUGCAAUAAAAAAUAACAUUGGCAUACAAAA